AUGAGCUUCAAAUUCAAUCACGAUACAUUGUCGUCUCCAUCCACUCCAGAUAAAUCCAAAGGCCAGAGCUUCUGGAGCAAUCUUUCGACUACCCCGGCUGGUCCUCCCCCAUCAAGCACAAACUCGUUCCUCCCGCAUGGACACGACCGAUCCGACGCGCUUGACACGUCACAGCUAGAGCCACGUUCCCAGAUUGACUUUGGCCAAUCGAGCAAUUCGCUGUUCACCAAGUCGGGUGGCUUCAAGACGGGCGACAGCAUCUUCGGCUCAUCGUUUGGGUCCGAAUUUGCACUUCCCAAAACCAGCCGCGCGCCUCCAGCCCGACCGCUUGCGCCUACGCCAUCUCAAGGCCGACUUGGUGGCACAUCUACAGGCCGAGGCGCCUUCGGCAGAUCCGUCACUUUUGAACAACCUGAUGACUUGAAUUCGUCUCAGAUGGAGGAGGACGGAGAAUACGAGGAUGAGGGCGAAGAAUUGGGUCACGAAGCAGAGGGGCUGGGAGAAGAUUACGAGGAGGCCACAGAGGAGGAUCAUCCUGAGGAUGAAUUGGAUCUCAACAAGCGGGAACCAUCCAGCCGACUGAGUUUUCUGGAUUCUAGUUUCGGCAACCCAUUUUCCGCGCCCACGGCUGGCCUAGGCCAGGCGCGCAAGCCAAUCUACUCCAAUCCCACCGAUGCGAAGCGCCCAAAGCUUGACGAAAAAUGGGCGAAUCAGUCGCCAUUGCGCAAGACGAAGUUGUCGCCUAAAAAGGCGUCCGCGAUGCCCUCAAUUAUCCAGAGCAUGGCCUCGAGAACCCGCCUGGCCUCGGUCGACGAACCCGGCGAUAUGAUUUUCAGCACAGAAGAGACCCUAUACCGUAUGUAUGAUGUGUUCAACAACCCGGAAAAUCAACACGUCGACGUUGAUGCCACUCUUGCCCACGCUGUCAGUAGACUCGUCAGCUCGUGGGAAGGCUACGCAGACCGUAGUAGCAUCUCCAGACCAUACGGUGCGAGAACUAGUAUCGGCCCAGGCGAGCAAGCUCCAGCGCUUGUCAAAGCCAGCUUCUUGGCUUCACUUCUGCUGGAAAUCCAUCAUCCUUCCCGUGGCUCCGCUCCGAUUGCGAGCAACUCGAAUCCACUCGCGCACUUGGCCCCCAACGGCAUGGUGAAGGCUAUCCAGCGUGCGAGCGUAGCCACUCCACUUCCUCAGGUCUUGCUUGAUUGGCUGAACGCGAACCACGCGUCGCACGCUAAAGAUCUUCAAGCGCUGAGGCACAUGGAGCCCAAUCCCACUGCUUCGUCGAAUUUCUGGGACAUUGUCAAUGCCGCGGUCCUACGCGGUCGAUUUGCCGAGGCAGCCGAUGUUCUUCGUUCCGCGGACUUUAAUUAUGCUCGAUCUGCUCUGGCGGACGGUUUACCCCAGCCUGGAUAUCGCGGAAUGCAGCUCCAAAAUAUCCAGCGCUGCGUCAACAGAGCCCUCGAAAUUCUCGACUCUUGUCCCGGGUUCCGAGAUGAUGACUGGGAUAUCACAGGUGCGGAUUGGAUCGAUUACCGCAAGGACGUCCUUUUGGCCGUUCAAGAUCUGGAAGACUUUGCCGAGGGCGAGGAACGGGACCAGGCCGAGUUGCCCUUGCAGAAUCAUCGAUUCCAGGCUCUCAAUUUUGGAUUGGGCGAUUUCGGCCAAGGCCCAACACAGAAUCAGAACCAGGUCAGCUUUACGCAAUCUGCUCGUAUGGCAGAGAGUCGUGUGCCCUGGACCAUCUAUCAGAGCUUGCGAUCACUGUACAGAAUUGUUCUUGGCGACACCGCAGCUAUCAAGAACACGUCGCAGGAUUGGGUUGAGGCUACUAUCUGUCUGACUGCAUGGUGGGAUGGCGAGGAUGAAGAUAACAUGUUCCGUGCUAGCGCGUCCAGUCCAGAGUUCCGACGCUCGUAUGGGAUUCGCAAUCAAGCUCGUGGCGUGGACCGCAACAUCCGCGAUGCUUACCUCCGGCGCUUGGAUCUGGCCUUCGGCAGCGCGACAAACGAGCACUCCGACGAUGCCAGUUUCCGGGUGAAUACCCUGAAUAGCUUGGAAGUCGGCCUGGCAUCCGUGUUUGAAGGGAACGUGCAAGGUGUUUUGAGACUCAUCGAGACGUGGUCUCUCUGCAUUACGUCCGCUAUUGCUGAGGUCGCUGAAAUUGGUGGCUGGCUCCAGGACGGUGGCUCACAAAAAGUGACCGGACUGAACGAGAACGAUCUCAUGGUUUUGUCGUAUGGGCAAGGCAGCGCCGCUGCACCCCUGGGACUCACCCGCGAGGAGGCCUUGCGGGACUAUGCGCUUGGAUUAUAUGAACGUGGUUCAGUGGAGAAUGAGAAUCUUACCCGCGAAGGUUGGGAGCUUGCCCUCGAAGUGCUCUCACGAAUGCACGAUUCGGCGAUGAUGAAGAAAGCAGUCUCGGAGAUUGUGGAAAAAUUGCCAUUAGACAACAUUGACCAGCUUGACAAGUUGGUCGUUCUUUGCUCGGAUCUGGGCUUGGAGGAACAGGGUCGAAAGAUUGCCGAGCGCUUUGGUGACCAAACGACCGACACUUCAGAGAACUACGGACUAGCUCUUGUGAGCUAUGCCCGUGCGCACAACCGUCGCAAGGUUCGGGCCGUCGUGGAAUUGCUGAUCUCCUUCAGUCUGGUACAGUCACGGGCGUAUCCCGCCGCGGCCGACUUGGAUGAACAGCUUAGAUCUCUCCUGAAGGAUCCAAAACUGUGUCUGUCGACGAUCGCCUCGGUCAACGAGGAAGCCGCUCGCAUUCUCCAGUUCUACCUCAGUGGUUAUGCCACCCUCCGUCGGUUCUACGAGAUUCGGGACGAGGCUCUGGGACUAGAGGAAGGUCAGCAGCCACGAUUCAAGCCUCUUGCCCGUCGUCGCGCCGCAGCCAAGGCUCUCGCUGCGGUCAUCAGCAGUGCUGCCGACAACAUCUACGGCGGACUGUACGACCCAGACCGUGACUCUGCCGUACAAGUCGACGGAUUGAUGGCACUCCUAGGCGAGGCAUUGGUAUUUGUCAACCAACCCUCGCCCAUUCUUUCGGUCUCUCAGCAAUUUACCAUCUUGUCGGCCAUUGAGGAUCUCGAGACUGUCACUCCGCGAGUAUACGCUCAAUGUGAGGAGUGCUUCCGUUCCACUCUUCUCUCUGCCAAUUCCACUAGCGCCACGGCCUCUCCCCCUUCACCACACGCUCUUCUUAAGAAAUCAGUUUCCGCCCUCUCUGCCUCCACGUUCUCCAUCUUAGGCUCCGACAUUCUCGAAUCCAACCGGACUCGGUCGGCAACUGGCUUCGGGUCAGACUCGGCCAAGGAUUCCGGCGUUCUAGUGCCACGAUCCGGCGACGAGAGCACCGAUUCGUCGCGGGGAUGGGACUGGCGAGUUGGUCUGCCCGAGGAUACUCGCGGUGAGGACGUGCUCCGUAUGCUGCGACUGGGCUUGGCACGUGGUUUGAGCGUUGGUGCCUUGGGUUUUGUGUGA
Penicillium oxalicum is the source of this 3483-nucleotide messenger RNA. RefSeq names its product putative nuclear pore complex subunit Nup85. The record is from RefSeq and is a predicted model, not a curated record. Gene Ontology annotation, biological process: protein import into nucleus; mRNA export from nucleus; positive regulation of DNA-templated transcription. Gene Ontology annotation, cellular component: nuclear pore outer ring. Gene Ontology annotation, molecular function: structural constituent of nuclear pore. The transcript is spliced from 3 exons. Lineage: Eukaryota; Fungi; Ascomycota; Eurotiomycetes; Eurotiales; Aspergillaceae. The coding region runs from base 1 to 3483 and encodes 1160 amino acids.